Molecule: messenger RNA, 786 nt
Organism: Wallemia mellicola CBS 633.66
Lineage: Eukaryota; Fungi; Basidiomycota; Wallemiomycetes; Wallemiales; Wallemiaceae
Exons: 1
Coding region: 1-786 (261 amino acids)
Source: RefSeq, a predicted model, not a curated record
AUGAGUGAAUUUAUUAGAGAGGCAGUUGCUAUCUUAGAGGAGUUGAAAACUAAAACAAAUGUUAAAUUAGACAACAAGAUCGAUAAUUCACUUUUAUACACAGAUUAUAACUCAAAUUUAAAGUUAAUUGACAAUAAUUCUAAUAAGUUAACAAUUAGUUUAAAAGAUCCAAUAAAUUGGGAAAUAGCUAACAAACUUUUGAAAGACUUACUCAAAUACUUCAAUAACUUACUCUACAUUAUACAAUCUCAGUCUUCUUCCUUAUUGUUACGCAACUGGUUGAACAAAUUUAACGACACGGUUGAAUACUUUAUUAGGUUACUUCAUAGCAUUAUAGAAUACAAUUAUAGAGAAAUUAUAAAUUACAAUGAAAUAAUUCACAAAUUAACAAAUGAAAAGAUACCCUCAAGUGAAUUACAAGCAUUGAAAAUUCUUCUGCGCGAUCAUUACAUAUUACUAGUGGACACUAAAUCCGAGAUAGACCAAGAAGUAGACAAAGACGAUUGUGAUAAGGAUAACUUCAAAGAGAUGAUAUCAUUAGCUGAAAAAUUGCCUUCAAUCUAUUUACAACUGAUAGAAAACCUCAAAGAAGAGCAAGAUCAUGAAAGUAUUUUGGCAUUAUCAACCAAAUUAACUGACCAAUGGAAUGAAGUGGUUUAUCUUCUCGACGAAGCGGAAGAUGAAGAAUUUGACGAUGCAGUGAGGGAAUUUAAAGGAACUUACAAUGAAAUAUUUAAGAAUAACACACUCUCGCUUGGUAUCGAUUUUGAUAAGCUGUCUUUGUAA